AUGGAAGCAAAGAAAACAUCGGGUACCCAUGAGUCAAAGACCAUAGGACCAUUCUUGUUAACUGGGUUAUCGCGACCCACACCGCAGGUCUAUGAUCGAGAACCAUAUUGCCAAACUGGGGUUCGAGGCCUCCUUCAUGAUCCGCAUGUUGUCUUGUGCACUGCAUGUGCUACGCUAGGCGGCUUUCUUUUUGGAUACGACCAAGGUGUGAUAUCAGUAACCUUGGUUAUGCCGCAAUUUAUCGAUAAGUUUCCUCGGAUUGCCUUGACUGCAUCUGGAGCCGGCUUCUGGAAGGGGUUCUUGACGGCAAUGAUCGAGCUAGGAGCUUUUUUGGGCGCGUUGAACCAAGGAUGGAUUGCGGAUCGGAUCUCACGUAGACAUUCGAUUGUUCUGGCCGUUUUCAUCUUCACGCUCGGCUCGAUUCUGCAAACAGCAGCAGCAAACUAUGCAAUGCUGACUGUCGCAAGACUGAUCGGGGGUAUUGGGAUCGGGAUGCUGAGUAUGGUGGUUCCACUAUACAUCUCAGAGAUUAGUCCACCGGAAAUCCGCGGCGCGUUGCUCGUGAUGGAGGAGCUGUCGAUUGUCUUGGGGAUUGUGAUUGCUUACUGGAUCACAUACGGGACGAGGUCGAUCACUGGUCACUGGGCCUGGCGACUCCCGUUCUUCCUGCAAAUGUUUCCAGCCUUUGUUCUCCUGAUCGGCGUCACCGCACUUCCGUUCUCGCCGCGCUGGCUGGUUUCGAAAAACAGACAUGCGGAGGCUCUCGAGAACCUGGCCAGGCUUCGCUCUCUCCAUUGGACCGACAAACGGGUGCGUCACGAGUUCUUCGAGAUUGUGGCCGAGCACCGCUUCGAACGAGAACUGCGUGCACAGCGGCAUCCGCAGCUACAGAAUGGUGGUCGCUGGAAUGGGAUUAUGCUGGAGAUUCAUUCUUGGAUAGAUUGUUUCAGAAGCGGAUAUAGGAAGCGGACUUGGGUUGGAAUAGGCUUGAUGUUUUUCCAGCAGUUUGUUGGCAUCAACGCUUUGAUAUACUAUUCGCCGACCCUGUUUGCCAGCAUGGGCGUAGACUACGAUAUGCAAUUAGCACUGUCUGGAGUUCUGAACAUCACGCAGCUCGUCGGGGUGUCUACUAGUGUGUGGACGAUGGAUAAAUUCGGGCGGCGAGCGCUGUUAAUGACGGGCUCGGCCUUAAUGGCAAUCUCUCACAUCAUCAUCGCCGUUUUGGUCGGAUUAUACGACAAAGACUGGCCGAGUCAUCGGGGACCGGGCUGGACAAGCGUGGCGUUUUUGUUCGUGUACAUGUUCUUUUUUGGUGCAUCAUGGGGUCCUGUCGCUUGGGCGGUGCCGUCUGAAAUAUUCCCGUUUGUGCUGCGAGCUAAAGGGGUUGCGUUGUCGACGUGCUCGAAUUGGCUUAAUAACUUUAUCAUUGGGUUGAUCACACCACCUCUAGUGCAAAACACCGGGUUCGGCGCUUAUGUCUUCUUCGCGGUCUUCUGUGUUCUGUCGGGCAUAUGGACAGUCCUAUUCGUGCCGGAGACGAAGGGAAGGACACUGGAGGAUAUGGAUGUCUUGUUCAAGGACAACGUGGCGGCUGCAGCACAAGAGCGAAAACGAGCGAUUGAAGCGGAGUUGCGUCGGGAGGACACCGUCGGCGACUGGUAG
Molecule: messenger RNA, 1662 nt
Organism: Talaromyces proteolyticus
Lineage: Eukaryota; Fungi; Ascomycota; Eurotiomycetes; Eurotiales; Trichocomaceae
Product: putative MFS monosaccharide transporter
Exons: 4
Coding region: 1-1662 (553 amino acids)
Biological process (GO): transmembrane transport; carbohydrate transport
Cellular component (GO): membrane
Molecular function (GO): carbohydrate:proton symporter activity
Source: RefSeq, a predicted model, not a curated record